Messenger RNA from Emericellopsis atlantica, 870 nucleotides. RefSeq names its product ADP-ribosylation factor family-domain-containing protein. Gene Ontology annotation, biological process: protein folding. The record is from RefSeq and is a predicted model, not a curated record. Gene Ontology annotation, cellular component: microtubule cytoskeleton; cytoplasm. Gene Ontology annotation, molecular function: GTP binding; GTPase activity. The transcript is spliced from 6 exons. The coding region runs from base 234 to 779 and encodes 181 amino acids. NCBI's taxonomy places the organism in Eukaryota, Fungi, Ascomycota, Sordariomycetes, Hypocreales, Bionectriaceae.
CUAUUAAUCCGCCUGUUCGGUUUGUUGGUCCGUAGCAUUGAUGGCCUGCAGGUCGAGGUACAGGUCUCUACUACGGCGGAAAAGGCAUUGGCCAGUGCAGUCAUCAAUCACGCAUAUCACAAAACGUCCGGCCAACUUCACAUCAAUUUACAAUCACUCCUCCAUUCGUAGAUAUCGCAGCUGCCCGCGCGCUGAAGUACCGGUUGUCCCGCGCAUCGUUCCAGUGAAGCAGGAUGCUGUCGAUUCUAAGAAAAGCGCGACUGAAGGACAAGGAGAUGCGUAUCCUCAUGCUUGGCCUCGACAAUGCCGGCAAGACUACAAUUGUCAAGAAGAUCAUGGGGGAAGACGUGAAUACAGUCAGUCCAACCCUGGGCUUCAUCAUCAAGACCAUCGACUACGACGGGUACAAGCUGAACAUAUGGGAUGUCGGCGGACAGAAAACGCUGCGGUCGUACUGGCGAAACUAUUUUGAAAAGACGGAUGCGUUGAUCUGGGUGGUAGAUGCAACGGAUCGAUUCAGGACGGAGGAUUGUCGCGAGGAGCUUCACGGUCUGCUCCAAGAGGAGCGUCUGGCGGGAGCAAGUCUACUGGUCUUUGCCAACAAGACAGACGUCGCCGGUUGUAUGGACGAGAGAGAGAUCAUCACUGCACUCGAUCUAGGGUCGAUACGGACACAUGGGUGGGAGAUCAAGCAGUGCAGCGCCAUGACAGGGAGGAAUCUCAAGGAAGGGCUUGCGUGGGUUGUUGCGGAUGCCAAAAAGAGGCUCUUCCUCUACUGAGGCUCCCCCUGACUUUCUUGUUGUCUCACGUCCAGCUAGUCUGAUUGUGGUCUGGCCUUCGCGGUGGUCGCCAUGAGGUUGAGGGGUUUUC